Messenger RNA from Cucurbitaria berberidis CBS 394.84, 375 nucleotides. RefSeq lists its product as uncharacterized. Lineage: Eukaryota; Fungi; Ascomycota; Dothideomycetes; Pleosporales; Cucurbitariaceae. The transcript is spliced from 2 exons. Bases 1 to 375 code for a protein of 124 amino acids. The record is from RefSeq and is a predicted model, not a curated record.
AUGGCCUUCAUGAAAGUCGGAGAUGAAGAUUUCACCAGGGUCAACCCCCGACGACUAGCAGUGAAUACCCGCGACAGUCAGAACAGUUUUCAUCCCUCAUACACUCUCCCUCUACAUCAAAUCUCGCUCUACCACAACCCACAAAUGUUCGACUUAAACACUUCAACCUUCUUCUUCAUUGGCGGCGUCGCUGGCAUCUUCGUUAUAUACAGCUAUUUCAUCCGCCGCAAACCACUUCCUCCCAAACAACCCGAAGAGUUUGCGACACAUCAUCAGCGGGGCUUAUCGUCUGACUUUCCGCCGGGAAUGCAGUUUGAUAAAGUGGAGGGGGGGUGGGCGAAGGAGGGGAUGGAAGGCCCGUUUUUGAGGUCAUAG